Molecule: messenger RNA, 796 nt
Organism: Pyrgilauda ruficollis (rufous-necked snowfinch)
Lineage: Eukaryota; Metazoa; Chordata; Aves; Passeriformes; Passeridae
Gene: MEOX1
Product: mesenchyme homeobox 1
Exons: 3
Coding region: 10-729 (239 amino acids)
Biological process (GO): positive regulation of transcription by RNA polymerase II
Cellular component (GO): nucleus
Molecular function (GO): DNA-binding transcription factor activity, RNA polymerase II-specific; RNA polymerase II cis-regulatory region sequence-specific DNA binding
Source: RefSeq, a predicted model, not a curated record
UGGAAGCAGAUGGAUCCCAGCAGCAGCAGCUGCAUGCGCAGCCCACAGCCUCCCUCCCUGCUCUGGGGCUGUGUGAGGAGCUCCCACAGCGACCUGAGCGCAGCUCCAGGGCUCAGCCACUAUCCAGCAGCACCAUUCUCCUUCCAGCAAAAAGCAGAUUUUGCUGCUUACUCUGAUUUCUCAGCCUCCUGCCUGGUGCCAGCUCCUCACAGCUUCCCGCAGGAGCAGCACCCCUCAUUCCAGCACCCUGAGUGGCACCUGGCAGCACCUGAGGCCACUAGAGGAGCAAACCCAGGGCUGGCCUUGGCUUCUGGAGAGUCAGAGGGCAGCAGCACCAGCCUAGUGAGUGUGGCUGUGGAUGAAGAUGAUGAGGCACCAGCAAAUCCUACAAGUGACUCUGAGAAAAAGCCAUCCAGAAGGAAAAAGGAAAGCUCAGAGAACCAGAGCUCCAGCAAGGCAGAAAGCAGCAGCAAGUCACGGAAGGAAAGGACAGCUUUCACCAAGGAGCAGCUGAGGGAGCUGGAAGCUGAAUUUGCCCACCACAACUACUUGACAAGGCUGAGGAGAUACGAGAUAGCAGUGAACCUGGAUCUCACCGAGAGACAAGUCAAAGUAUGGUUUCAAAACAGAAGAAUGAAGUGGAAACGAGUUAAAGGUGGGCAAGCAGUGCCCCCACACGAACAUGACACAGAGGAUGUGGACUCUGCUGCCUCCCCCAGCUCUGAGUAGUCCCUGCAGCAAUGGGAGAGGAGUUUGGAGAAAGUCACUGAUUGGAAUGUGGGUGCAACUGCUUAGA